AUGGACGAUAUCGCACAUUCAAAACCCGGUACGGAGGCUGUUGAAUACGUCAAGCCGGGUCCGCUGCAGCAACUGCCUCUUCCAGUGGAGUUGGCGUCUUUGGGGAGCGAUGAGAUUGAGCAGCUUGAGAAGGGGCUAGUUCGCCGAUUGGAUACCUGUUUACUUCCAUCCGUGGUGAUUCUUUUCUUGAUGAAUAUUCUCGAUCGAAACAAUAUUGCGAAUGCAAAAAUUGCCGGACUACCCGAUACACUCGAUAUCACUAACACUCAAUAUAAUACCUGCCUCAUGAUAUUCUACGUUGGAUACAUUCUCACUCAGCUUCCCUCGAAUCUGAUCAUCACAAAGGUCAAGCCCUCCAUCUAUAUCGGCACCGUCACUGCAGCCUGGGGAAUAGUAUCCAUGUGCCAGGCAUUCACCCGCAACUUUGCAGGCCUAUUCGUGUCUCGUUUUGUCCUGGGAUUGGUAGAAGGACCUUUCCUACCGGGAGUUUUCUUCCUCAUGUCCUGCUGGUACAAGCGGUCUGAACUACCCCCGCGCAUCGCCCUUCUAUAUGGAGCGAAUAUGCUGGCUAGUGCUUUUGGUGGGCUAAUAGCUGCGGGAAUUGUUGCUCGCAUGGAGGGGAAAAUGGGUAGACCGGCAUGGCAAUGGCUUUUCAUUAUUGAGGGUUCGAUGACUAUUGCAAUCGCAUUACUUGUUAUCCCUUUCAUCCCGGAUUACCCCGGUACCACCAAGCGCUGGUGGAUGGACCGCGAGUAUCAAUUGCUGGCUGACUGGCGUCUCCGUAAUGAAAAUGCCGGACUCACUGACGACGACCCUGGUUCCCUACUCUGGGGCGUCAAGCAAGCUCUCGUUGACCCGAAACUAUACAUGUUCAUCGUCCUCCAAAUGGCUCUUCUAACAGCUCAGUCAUUCAACAAUUUCUUCCCUUCAAUCGUCGGCACAUUGGGAUAUAACAAGACCAUCACUCUCUUACUAACCGCACCACCGUAUGCAUUCGCAUUUAUCUGCUCCCUGAUGAUCUCCUUCCAUGCAGCUCACAAACAAGAGCGAGGUUUACACAUCGCCAUCCCCUUACUCUUCGCAUUUCUGGGGAAUCUCCUAGCGAUGUUCGUCCCAUCCACAGGUGGUCGUUAUUUCAGCAUGUUCCUCAUGACAGCGGGUUCCUACUCACCCUAUAAUCUCUGCGUCUCCUGGCUAAGCUCAACACUCCCGCGUCCCAAAGCAAAGCGCGCAAGCGCAUUAGCUAUCGUUAAUUUAAUGGGUGCUGGCGUGGCACAUUUCUACACCUCGUACAUGUUUCCAGAUGCCCAGCAACCGAGAUACUACGCCGGCGGCGGUGUUAUGAGCGGUGCUUGUCUGGUGUGUGCGUUGAUGGCAUUGGGCAUUAAGUGGCAUUUGAAGAAGCAGAAUGCGGAGAUUGAGAGGGCUGAGAUGGAAGAUGGUGUGCUUGCUAGUAGUUCGGCUAUUACUGGGACGGCGAGAGCGGAUGGAGUUGUUUCGUUCCGAUACGUUCAUUGA
Molecule: messenger RNA, 1518 nt
Organism: Penicillium waksmanii
Lineage: Eukaryota; Fungi; Ascomycota; Eurotiomycetes; Eurotiales; Aspergillaceae
Exons: 6
Coding region: 1-1518 (505 amino acids)
Biological process (GO): transmembrane transport
Cellular component (GO): membrane
Molecular function (GO): transmembrane transporter activity
Source: RefSeq, a predicted model, not a curated record